AUGGUGAGAUUAACUGUAGAUUUGAUUUGGAAAAGCCCUCACUUUUUCAAUGCCAUUCGCGAGCGUGAACUGGAUCUUCGAGGGAACAAAAUUGCUGUUAUAGAGAACGUCGGUGCUACUGAGGACCAGUUUGAUUCCAUUGAUUUAUCCGAUAAUGAGAUUGUUAAGCUUGAAAACUUUCCAUUCUUAAAUCGCCUAGGAACUUUGUUGCUGAACAACAACAGAAUUACUCGCAUCAAUCCCAAUCUCGGAGAGUUUUUGCCAAAACUGCACACUCUGGUACUCACUAACAAUAGGCUAACUAACCUGGUUGAAAUUGAUCCUCUUGCAUCUCUACCGAAGCUGCAGUUCCUUAGUCUGCUCGACAACAGCAUUACUAAAAAACCGAAUUACCGAUUAUAUGUCAUCCAUAGGUUGAAGUCUCUUCGUGUUCUAGAUUUCAGGAAAGUCAAACAAAAGGAGCGAUUUGAAGCCAAGAAUUUGUUUGCAUCCAAAGAGGCUGAAGAAGAAAUUAAAAGGGAAUCUGCUAAGACUUUUGUACCUGGUGAGACCCCUAGCACCCAGGAACCUGCAAAGGAGGAACAGGCACCUAAACCAGUUGCUCCUACCCCAGAGCAAAUUUUAGCUAUAAAGGCAGCCAUUGUGAAUUCACAAACCCUUGAGGAGGUGGCGAGGCUUGAACAGGCACUCAAGUCAGGCCAGCUUCCAGCUGAUCUUAAUAUUAGUGAUGGUGACAGUUUGCCUAAAAGUGGAAGUGCUCGACAGGAUAGUAUGGUUACGGAUGAAAAAGAAGCAGAUGACGAACCUAAGGAUAAUGUAUCUGAACAAAAAGGAGAUGAGCCUGCAGAAAUGGAUGAGGAAUAG
Molecule: messenger RNA, 864 nt
Organism: Striga hermonthica
Lineage: Eukaryota; Viridiplantae; Streptophyta; Magnoliopsida; Lamiales; Orobanchaceae
Source: the annotation of a GenBank genome assembly